AUGUCUCCAGGUAAGAAGCAGCCCAAGCUCAGGAGCGCGGUGGGCACCGGCAGCUCGGACGCGGUGGCAGGUGAGCCUGGCGCAGGUGGACAGGUGGGAGCGGUGGCAUCCGGGGUGGUGGAGUGUGGGGUGGAGGGGAAGGGGGCGCAUGGGGCUGGCGCCGAGGGUCGGCUGCGCUUCCCUUCGCGUCCGCUAGAGGCUCCAGGCGGGCGCAUCGGAGAGGGUGGGUGUGGGGGCGCCGAGAGGCGGAGGGGCGAGCGCGGGGAGCGAGCGUGCCCGCGGGGUGGCGGAGCGGGCGCGGCAGGGGGAGACGAGCCCGGCUGGGGCGGGGGAAGGCGAGCCCGGAGUCCCGGCGCGCCUCCUGGCUGCGCGCAGAGCCAGCGGGAUCGGGUCCGAAUCCAGGCUGAACCCCAGAAAGCCGUGCCCGGGAGCCACCGCCACUUCACCAACGCGAGCGAGCGUGGUCCGCGCCCCGAGGGCUGUGCCGGGAGGGAGGAGAUAAUUUCAAGAUGUAGAAUUCUUAUGACUGAAGCAUCCCAAAUGAAAUUGAAUCAUCUACACUGAAAUUGUUUCACACUGUGGUAAGAUAAACGAUUCUUAAUAUAUUGACCUUUGAAAACU
Sorex fumeus (smoky shrew) is the source of this 621-nucleotide messenger RNA. RefSeq lists its product as uncharacterized. The record is from RefSeq and is a predicted model, not a curated record. Lineage: Eukaryota; Metazoa; Chordata; Mammalia; Eulipotyphla; Soricidae. The coding region runs from base 1 to 564 and encodes 187 amino acids. The transcript has 3 exons.